Molecule: messenger RNA, 2243 nt
Organism: Cyanistes caeruleus (blue tit)
Lineage: Eukaryota; Metazoa; Chordata; Aves; Passeriformes; Paridae
Source: RefSeq, a predicted model, not a curated record
AUGCGUUUUGUCUCAUCAAACAAGCUGAAAUUCAUGGAUGGCGUGAAACGCCGGAUCGUGAUCCCGGAGGCGCGAUGCAGCCGCCCCAAAGCCGUGGCCAACGCUCACAUCGAGGCUGGGAAUCGCACGGAGCUGAAUUCCCGUCUGCGCUACUCCUGCAAUCCCGGAUACAAACGGAAAGCCGGGACCUCCAGCCUCAUCCAGUGCAUCCUCUGGAACGGCUCCGAGCCCCGCUGGACCGACCCCACGCUCCAGUGCAUCCGAGAUCCGGCUCAUUCCUGGGAAACCCCCAGCAUGGAGAGCACGACCCAGAGGGGAAGAACCGAUGCCAGCCUGAAUCCCAGCCCAAAUUCCAGCCCCUCUCCAGCUUCCAGUCAGUCCCCUGUGCUGCCAGAUGGAUCCAGGCCGCCGGAGACGAUUCCAACACCGGACACAUCCACGCUGGGAGAGGGGAGAACCCCGCUGCCCAUCCCACCCACGGAUCACGCCACAGUUUCCAUCCUGUCCGUGGGCUCUUCCAUCGGAUUCCUGGUGCUGCUGGCCACCGGAAUUGCGGCCGCCUGCUGUUGGAGGAGGAAGUGCACCGGGCAGGGCUACGCGGUGACGGAGAUGGAUAUUCCCAUGGAAGCUCAUCCCGCUGGGAAUGAGGAGGUGGAGCCUCCCGUCGUCGUCCCCACAGGCUGAGCACCCGGCCCGGGGACACUCGGAGCGUUCCCAUCCCGAGGGAUGCCGGAGGAUGGAAUUCCGGCCGCUUCUCUGAGAGCAGCCAGGGACGCGCGGCUGAAUGCGGAUGGUUCCCACGGAUGAUUCCGAAGGUGGGGGAAUGUCCUACACUGGGAGCUGGGAUUUGUGGGAAUUGGCCCUGGGGAUGCUGGUGGUGGGCAGGGAGAGGGUUGGGAUGUUGGGAUGGGAUUUGGGAUGAAUCUGCCCCAGGUAAUUCCCAUCCCCUGUCCAUGGAUAGACUCAGAUUAGCUGGAUCCCAUCCCUUUCCCGGCUCUGUCCCAAAUCCCAGGAAUUGGAUGGAAAGACCCAGCUGAGCAUUUCCACACAUCCUCAUCCCUCUCCUGCUCUCUUCCAGGCACUGAGCCAAAGGUGUUGGGAGCAUCCCGCCCUCACACACAGCUCAGGGAUCCUUGGGAAGCACUUCCAGCACCGAUCCCGGCUCCAGAUCCUGAUCCCCACCCGGAAUCCAAGCUGGAGCGGCGUCUCCACGGACACCAUUGACGACCAAAUAAUUUAGGGAAUAUUUUCCUUUGUGUGUUUCCCUUUAUCCAUCAGCAGUUUUUAUCCACUUGUUCCCUUAUCCAGGAACUUGUUUCCUCACACUCCAGAAAAGGCAGCUCUCUAUUUUUAGGUAGAAAUAAAUGUAUUUUAUAUGGAAAAUACACUCAGAUUUUUAACUGGAUGUCUUAGGAAGGAUUGGAUUGGGAUGAAUCCCGCUGCAUUCCCAUCGGACACCGCGGAAUCGAAGGGUUCAUUCCCAACCUCCGGAGGUGAUGGCACAGAGGAGUUCUCGAAAAGCUUGGGAUGCACCGGCUGGAAUUCCAUGGAUUUUCCUGGCUGCUCUUGUCCUGUCUGUGCCUCUGAUCUGGGGCACAUCCCUCUUCCCAAGGAACCAGGAAUCUCGGGAGAGGCCGGAAGGGAGCCCUGGGAUGAUCCAACAGCCACUCCAGGCUUUGUGCUCCCAUCCAGAUCCAAGAGUUUGGGAGAAUUCCUGCCCACGCCGGGAACGCAUUCCCGGAAUCGGCUUCCAAAGUGGAAGGAGAGGGAGGAGAGGAAACAGCUCCAUGGAAUCCAAUCCAUCCCAUGGAAUAAAAACCAGGAUGGAUUCCUGUGGCAGCUCCAGGCCGUGGCCAAGGGCAGAAUCCAAAACCACUUCCAGUUUUGGUUUCCCAUGGCACAGACUCUGGAAUUGUGGCCUCCAGGCACGGAGAGCGUGAUCCGGGAAAUAAAAGGAUAUUUGAGGGCAGGGAAGAGACACAAUGGAAGUGUUGAGGGUUUUUGUGGUUUUUUUGGCUAUAAAUUUAAUUUGAGGAUUGGAAAUCCCUCUCCAGUUUGUCCCCGAAUUUUUCUGCUCCUGCCUUAUCUCCUCCCUCCUGCUUGGCUGCAGGGAGGAGGGAAAGAAUCCAGGGAAAUCCCUUGGCUGCAAGGAUGGAAGAUGAAUUCACUGGGAGAGAUUCAGGAUUUCCUCCCGUGGCUGGACAGGAAGGGUUCAUUUCCAAUAAAUAAUUCUUCGGAUAUUU